Symbiodinium necroappetens is the source of this 1014-nucleotide messenger RNA. The record is from the annotation of a GenBank genome assembly. Lineage: Eukaryota; Dinophyceae; Suessiales; Symbiodiniaceae.
GCCGGCAUCAAGAAUCCGGGGCUUUUCAGCGUUGUGAAGCAGGAGUGCAUUCGACGUUCCAAGCUCAAGGAAGGACAUCUCAGCCUGUCUCCUAAGGUUGUCACUGACGUCGUGGUGGCUUUUGCAACUGCCAAGAUUCUUGAUGACGACCUUUUCGAGGUACUGAUGUUGCGGGCAGUGUCGCUCAUGGACUGUCCCUUGCGACAGGAGCUUGUUCCCGAUGUCUGUGCUCCUGCCACAAGCAGCUCGGGGAAUAAACUGCCAGCAGUUGCCUUCUCCUUGCAGGACCUGGUGCAAGUUUGCAAAGCCUUCGUGGAUUUGCGCAAGGUCGACCGCGAGUUCUUCGAGGACGUUGCCAACUAUGCUUGCCGCGCAUUUACCAGCCCGGAUGUCGCACUGUGCGAGUGGUUUGUGGGGAAUCCCAACGUGACCCUGCCGCAGAUCGCAUCCAUCUUUGCAAAGGCGGAAGUUCUUCAGUUGGAUUCGUUGGAUUUCUUUGCGCAUCUGAAAACGAUGAUGAUGCGUCGAAAGGAGGAACUGCGCCCACACAGCUUGAAGAAGUUCCAGCAUGCCUGGCACAUGCACAAGAGCCGGCAGGAGAAGCAGGAGCGCCAGAGGAGCCAGCCGCCUCAGAGGCGACGUGGAGCUAUGGGUCGUGCCUAUGUCGAAGACAAGCCCGCUGUCCAGCACCAGUCCCGAACAGAAAAGGCGCGGCAACAAAGGCAGCGGCUUGCUGCCAUGACGGAGGAAGAGGUCCUCAAAGAGGUCGAGGAAGCAGAGAAACACGCCGGCACAAGUGCUUCGGCUAAACUGCUGCUAAGCGGCUUCAAAGUCGAAGCACUUUUGGAAGCUCAAGAGGGGCCGAAGGAGGGGAAGAAGACGAAAAGUGAGAUCAUGGAAGCGUCAACUUCCAUUAGCAUUCGUUCCAUGGUCAAGGGAAAGAAGGCGCGCAACGAAGAAGUUAGUGCUUCGGCCAAAGCAGAGGCACGCAAACAUGCGAGGGGACGCAGAUGA